AUGAAGAUUGAUUCCAAAAUAUUCUUCAUUGUUUCACUUAAAAUAUCUUUAAUUGCCAUAAUAAUUCCAUUAAGUGUCUCAAGUAGCCAAAGUAUUCAUCGAAUCAAAAGCGUCGAGUGCAUUAGUUUGGACAAUAAAUCAUUGUCGGUUGACUUUUGCUUUGUUAAGGCAUAUUCUCGGCAAGUAUCAACUUUAAACUUGAAAUUUGACUUCCAUCGAAAAUUUCCAAAGCCAAUUUACAUCCAAUAUAUCCUCGGACGCAAGAAUAGUGGAAAUUUUUGUCAAAAUAUUUUCAAAUCUGAUUUAAUCGAAUUUUGUGAACUUAUGGAAGGUGUGGCCGCAAAUCCAAUGAUUCAAAAUUUAUUUCAUCUUCUAAAUGACACUGCACCGCAAUUAUUCCAGAAAUGUCCUUACCAAGGUUCCAUCAUCGUCACAAAUGCUACAUUUGAUUUGGAAAAGUCUUUAGUUGUCUUCCCAUCUGGAUUAUAUUGUACUGAACUAAAUUCAUUUGACGAUAAGAAGAAGCAAGUUACUGCAGUAAAAUUGACUUUUGAGAUCAAAAAUGGCUUUAACUUUUUUGGGCUUAAGGAUAAACGUGGAAAUUAA
This is a messenger RNA of Chironomus riparius, 606 nucleotides long. Lineage: Eukaryota; Metazoa; Arthropoda; Insecta; Diptera; Chironomidae. The record is from the annotation of a GenBank genome assembly.